Mizuhopecten yessoensis (Yesso scallop) is the source of this 2473-nucleotide messenger RNA. RefSeq lists its product as uncharacterized. Gene Ontology annotation, biological process: cell-matrix adhesion. The record is from RefSeq and is a predicted model, not a curated record. NCBI's taxonomy places the organism in Eukaryota, Metazoa, Mollusca, Bivalvia, Pectinida, Pectinidae. Bases 8 to 2317 code for a protein of 769 amino acids. Gene Ontology annotation, cellular component: cell surface. The transcript is spliced from 17 exons.
GAACACAAUGUGCAGGGCGUUCGAUAAAUACGGAUCCAUAAAUCAGACAUUUGUCAAUGCUCUAUCGCAGGUUCUACGACAGGCUAAUGACGAGAUAGUAGCUUUACCACACUUUCAGGCGAAUGCCAUGUUGGCUACGUGUGCAGGCUUUAUGUCCUACAUAAAGAGAUGGACCCGACUUGAAGCCAACGUAAAGGCGAUGAUCACCUCAUUUCUUAAUCAACCCGGUAAUAUGGACGCUGCUAGGAUGGGACUAAUCCCAAAGAGCAUUUUCACUAUGUUAGACUCGAAUUUUGCUAUAGAGAUAUAUCCAGCGUUGCCAGUCGACGUGAAACAAGUUAUUUGUAGAAACCUGGGUAAAGAAGACUGCAUCAUACGGAGUUCUAUUCUUGAUAACCUGCAAUGCCAGUCAAUUCUAUUGUCUAACGGGGGAACUCCUACUGAGGAUGACAUGGAUUCAAUACUAAACUUAAAGGACUUCGCUAACUGGAGCAAAGACACGUGGGUCAUAGCGUUCAACUACACCGUCAGGAAGUUGUCAAUGAGACAUUUUGAGGUAGCUCCCAUCGAUGUUGUUCUUGACAGCAUGAAGACAUUGAGCAAAUCCUGCGGAAAUUUUUCAUCAGAAAGUAUUGGUAUCAUAACAAAACGGAUCAUAGCUAACGUUAGAAGCCUGUCGAGUAUCCCAGCUGACAUGGAUAGUACGUUGAUGGAUCUCCUACAACAAUGUGGAGCAGACCCAAGCAGUUUUAGGACACUUUACGACGAUUCCAUGAUCCUGUCUACGAUGGAUGUUAGCAAAACAUCUCCCGGUAACGCUAUGAAAUUUAUUGAACACAUUCCUUCGUUUGAUCCAUCAACACUUAGCCGCGAGCAGAUACCCAGACUUGUGAAUGCAAUGAGCAGAAAACAACUAAAACAACUCAAUGCAACUGAGAUGGAGCAUGCACUCUGUAUUUUGUGUCAGACGACGUUUGACAGACUUGAAAAGGGAAAGAAAAGAACGGUGACAGACGUAUUCCGCAGGAAACUGCCUACAUAUACGGAUCCAGUGACUUUGGAUGAUACAAAGGCUGCAUGUAUGGAAUGCAUGAUACCGUAUUUUCCCGCAUCUGACUUUAGACAUAUUCCGACUGCUGUUAUAGAAGGAAUGGUGUCUGGUAACGUCCUACAGCAAAUGGACAUAACCAGCAGAGUACAGGCUCGGACAUUUAUGUCUUUAACAAGAACAUUGUACAACAGAGCAGACGGAAAAUUCACUAGUGAAAACCUUUGGCAGAUGGGGCCACGUGUGUGUUUAAAGGCCUUGAACGCCACUGAUUAUGAGGCCAUCCCCGACAGUUCAUUUGACGAGUACUUUUUAGACUCAUUGGACGAGAGUCUGCGGGAAGAGGACAGUUUAGAAACCAAGGCUGUCAUGAAUAAACUUAAAAGCAAGUUCCAGAAGCAACUUGGAACGAAGAAAUUGUUGCAAUCGAAAUUUGCGUCUUUGAUAUCACCAGCCGAUAUUGAGAACAUGACUUCCUCUGACAUUUUUGAUAUCGAGAAUGGUGAAUAUACUCUAGAGGUUUCUCCUAAACAGUCUAGAAAUCUGAUGAAAAGGAUCAAACAGGAACGCGAAUCCAAUGACUUUGAUCUACAGAGCGUACAGAAUCUGGGACCGUUGAACUGCGGGUUCACAAUUUCUGAUAUCGAACACUUUCCAAAGGACAGCUCCUUCGUUGAGAUACUCAAUGCCAUUGGCAACAACGAGUGUUCCGGACAGAUAAGAGAGUUAUACAGACUGAGAAAAGACUACAUGGGGUUUGAUAGCAUUUCAGCGGAAACCUUGACAGCGGACACAACCCCCGCCACAAUAAGUGAUAUAUCGCCACCAAUCCUCCUCAUGCACAGUCAGGACGAACUGAAUAAGUACGGUACUCAUGUGUGUACAGAUAUCGUAGGGACACUGCAGACUGUUGAUACUAAGAAACUACUAACAAAAAAAGAGCUUCAAGAUAAAUGGAACUAUUUUGCCGCAUGUCAGAGUAAACAGACAACUGGCACUUUCUCAGGAGACGAAUUAAACUUGGCUGGUAGUUUAUUGUGCGGAAUUAACGAAGCGGGUAUCCGUCGGAUAGAUUCCACGGCGAUUGAGGCGACCAUAAAAUCCCUUGACGGAUGUACGACACUGGGUAAGACGGAACGUGACGCAGCACUUUCCGUCUAUACAUCACACAAGCAAAUUACGAGUGGUGCGCAGGUUAAACCAACAACAUUAAGAGAUAUAGGAACAAUGGCGGCUGCUCUUUCAAAAACAUCCUUGACACAAUUCUAGAUGAAACUAUGGCUGAAAGUGUUCCUUUUUCUAUGGAAGCGAUUAAGGAAAAGAGAACAUCACAAGAUAUAAGAAAAAAAGCGGGAUUCAAAAACGAUAUCAAUGAGGAUGAACAAAAAAAGUUCGAUGAACAAGAAAAAUAUUUCAAGGAAAAAG